This is a messenger RNA of Monoraphidium neglectum, 984 nucleotides long. RefSeq lists its product as hypothetical. The transcript is spliced from 9 exons. Gene Ontology annotation, molecular function: RNA binding. Lineage: Eukaryota; Viridiplantae; Chlorophyta; Chlorophyceae; Sphaeropleales; Selenastraceae. The record is from RefSeq and is a predicted model, not a curated record. Gene Ontology annotation, cellular component: cytosol. Gene Ontology annotation, biological process: rRNA processing. Bases 1 to 984 code for a protein of 327 amino acids.
AUGCAGGCUUUCAAGGCUCACGUCCCGCGCGCCCGCGCUGGGGCGGUCUCUCGCCGUGCAUCUGUGCGAGUGCGGGCGGACAAAGUGUGCAUCGUCAACACCAAGGGUGGUGGUCACGCCUUCAUCGGCCUCCACCUGGCAAAGCAGCUGAUUGCCAAGGGCCACGACGUCACUAUCUUCAACGAUGGCGAUCAGGCCAAGCUGUCGGCCAAGGCGCCCUUCAACCAGUACAGCAGCCUGCGCGGCCUCAAGGUUGUUUGGGGCAGCCCCACCGACUACGCCACCUUCCCUCAGGGCCCCUUUGACGUGGGUAUGGUCAAGCACUACGUUUUUGUGAGCUCGGCGGGCGCGUACAAGGCCAACUCCAUUGAGCCGAUCCACGUGGAGGGGGACGAGCGCAAGGCCAGCGCGGGGCACGUGGCGGUUGAGAACUACCUCAAGGAGGAGGGCCUGCCCUACACCGUGUUCCAGCCGCUGUACAUCUACGGCCCCCACACCGCCAAGGACUGCGAGCAGUGGUUCGUGGACCGCGUCAUCCGGAACCGGCCGGUGCCGAUCCCCACGCCCGGCGUGCAGCUGGUGACGCUGACCCACGUGGAGGACGUGGCCUCCAUGCUCGCGGCGGUGCCCGGCAACAAGGCCGCGAUCGGGCAGCACUACAACGUCUGCUCCGACCGCGCCAUCACGUUCCAGGGCAUCGUCAAGGCUGUGGGCAAGGCGCUGGGCAAGGAGCCCAAGGUGGUGCUCUACAGCCCAGAGAAGGUCGGCACCGGCAAGAGCGGCAAGGCGGAGGGCUUCCCCUUCAGGACUGUCCACUUCUUCGCGAGCGCCGAGAAGGCCAAGCGCGAGCUGGGCUGGAAGCCGCGGCACGACUUCCUGGCCGACGCCGCCGACCUGGUGGCGGCCUACAAGGCGUCGGGCCGCCAGAACAAGGACAUCGACUUCAGUGUGGACGACAAGAUCCUGUCGGCCCUCAGGGCCUAA